Molecule: messenger RNA, 1377 nt
Organism: Protobothrops mucrosquamatus (brown spotted pit viper)
Lineage: Eukaryota; Metazoa; Chordata; Lepidosauria; Squamata; Viperidae
Product: neuronal acetylcholine receptor subunit alpha-4-like
Exons: 1
Biological process (GO): monoatomic ion transmembrane transport; signal transduction; nervous system process
Cellular component (GO): synapse; neuron projection; membrane
Molecular function (GO): transmembrane signaling receptor activity; extracellular ligand-gated monoatomic ion channel activity; neurotransmitter receptor activity
Source: RefSeq, a predicted model, not a curated record
GACGGGGAUUUUGCAGUCACCCACCUGACUAAAGCCCACCUCUUCUACGACGGUCGGAUUAAAUGGAUGCCUCCCGCCAUCUACAAAAGCUCCUGCAGCAUCGACGUCACCUUCUUCCCCUUUGACCAGCAGAACUGCACCAUGAAAUUUGGUUCCUGGACUUACGACAAGGCCAAGAUUGACUUAGAGAGCAUGCAUCGCCACGUGGAUCAGCUGGACUACUGGGAGAGUGGAGAAUGGGUAAUCAUCAAUGCUGUGGGCAACUACAACAUCAAGAAGUAUGAAUGCUGUUCAGAGAUCUACCCAGACAUCACCUAUUCCUUCAUCAUCAGGCGUCUCCCUCUGUUCUACACCAUCAACUUGAUUAUUCCUUGCCUUCUGAUCUCGUGCUUGACCGUCUUGGUCUUCUACUUGCCUUCUGAGUGUGGGGAGAAGAUCACCCUGUGCAUCUCUGUCCUGCUGUCCUUGACGGUCUUCCUUCUUCUCAUUACCGAGAUCAUCCCCUCAACCUCUUUGGUCAUCCCCUUGAUCGGAGAGUACCUUCUCUUCACCAUGAUCUUUGUCACGUUGUCCAUCAUCAUCACCGUCUUCGUGCUGAAUGUCCACCACCGUUCCCCUCGGACCCACACCAUGCCCGCUUGGGUGCGACGGGUCUUCCUUGACGUCGUCCCACGUCUUCUCUUCAUGAAACGCCCGUCGAUGGUCAAGGACAACUGCAAGAAGCUCAUCGAAUCCAUGCACAAAAUCGCCAACAACUCACAACCGUUAUGGUCGGAGACGGAAGUGGAGCCCAACUUUAUCACCUCGUCAUCCAACAGCCCUCAGAGCAAUGAGCAGUCCCCUACAUCGUCCUUUGGAACCCACCCCGAAGAUCAAAAAAGUCCUCAGCCGGUGUGUAAGUCGCCCUCGGGCCAGUAUUCAAUGCUGCGCCCCGAACCCAUCCGAGCCAGUUGCACCUCCCUCCAGCCUCCCAGUCACCCCCUUGGAGACCUUCAGUCGAGCUCCAUUGGCAAAGGCCGAUCCCUAAGCGUCCAGCAGAUGUACAGCAGUCCAGGAAAAGCAGAAGAAGGCACCAUACGUUACCGAUCCAAGAGCAUCCAAUAUUGCUAUUUGCAAGAAGAAGCUUCCCAGACCAACGGCCAAUCUAGUGGGUCACCAGCGUCCCCACAGUGCCAUCUGAAUGCGGACCAGCCUAAAGUCAAAGCCACCCACUGUAAAUGUAAAUGUAAAAAGAAGGAAACAGCCAGCACAUCAAGAGAAGGGAGCAAAACGCUUAAAGAGCAACAGUUUUUGCUGAUGUCCCCUGCCUUGAAGUUAGCCGUGGAAGGCGUGCAUUAUAUCGCAGACCACUUGAGAGCGGAAGAUGCUGAUUUUUCA